Zophobas morio is the source of this 3551-nucleotide messenger RNA. Its product is annotated as alpha-actinin, sarcomeric. The coding region runs from base 174 to 2954 and encodes 926 amino acids. Gene Ontology annotation, cellular component: cell junction; cortical actin cytoskeleton; cell projection. NCBI's taxonomy places the organism in Eukaryota, Metazoa, Arthropoda, Insecta, Coleoptera, Tenebrionidae. Gene Ontology annotation, biological process: muscle cell development; actin cytoskeleton organization. Gene Ontology annotation, molecular function: calcium ion binding; actin filament binding. The record is from RefSeq and is a predicted model, not a curated record. The transcript is spliced from 12 exons.
CAGAGUUUGCGCUAACGGCCAGCGACAAUCAACUGUGCGGCUGCAGUCGGGCUCGGGCUAGUGGGGAAAAGUGCGCGUCAGGUCGUGUGCUUUUGCACGACUGAAUUACAUCUGUCGAACGAACGCAUUGCAAAACGAAAAAUUAGUAUAGCAAAAACCCUGUGCAUUUAACGAUGAUCAGCACCGACGGCUACAAUAACGUCGAUCAGUUUUCAGACGGCUACAUGGAGCAGGAGGAGGAAUGGGAGCGCGAGGGCCUCCUCGACCCGGCUUGGGAAAAGCAGCAGAAAAAGACAUUCACAGCAUGGUGCAACAGUCAUCUCCGCAAGGCCGGCACAGCAAUCGAAAACAUCGAAGAGGACUUCCGCAACGGCCUAAAACUCAUGCUUCUGCUGGAGGUCAUCUCCGGCGAGACCCUGCCCAAGCCCGACCGUGGCAAGAUGCGUUUCCACAAGAUCGCCAACGUCAACAAGGCCUUAGACUACAUCGCUAGCAAAGGUGUUAAGCUCGUUUCGAUCGGCGCCGAAGAAAUCGUGGACGGCAACUUGAAAAUGACCCUCGGUAUGAUCUGGACCAUCAUUCUUCGUUUCGCCAUCCAGGACAUCUCCGUCGAAGAAAUGACAGCCAAGGAAGGGCUGCUGUUGUGGUGCCAGCGCAAGACGGCGCCCUACAAGAACGUCAACGUGCAGAACUUCCACCUGUCGUUCAAGGACGGCUUGGCGUUCUGCGCACUUAUUCAUCGCCAUCGCCCUGAUCUCAUCGAUUACAGCAAAUUAUCCAAAGAUAACCCUCUGGAGAACCUCAACACUGCCUUUGAUGUCGCCGAGAAGUAUCUCGACAUUCCUAGGAUGUUGGAUCCUGAUGAUUUAAUCAACACGCCUAAACCUGAUGAGCGUGCCAUCAUGACUUACGUGUCAUGUUAUUAUCACGCUUUCCAAGGGGCCCAACAGGUAUCGAUUAACACCGCUAUGCCGGACGAAAGGGCGGUGAUGACAUACGUAUCGUCCUACUACCAUUGCUUCUCAGGUGCACAAAAGGCUGAAACUGCCGCUAACAGAAUCUGUAAAGUACUGAAAGUCAACCAAGAGAAUGAACGUUUAAUGGAAGAGUACGAGCGUCUAGCCAGUGACCUCCUGGAAUGGAUCCGUCGUACCAUGCCAUGGUUGGCGUCACGUCAAACUGACAAUUCUCUAGCCGGAGUACAAAAGAAACUCGAGGAGUACCGUACGUACAGAAGAAAACAUAAGCCUCCGCGUGUCGAACAGAAGGCCAAACUAGAAACUAACUUCAAUACUUUACAAACAAAGUUGCGCUUGUCCAACAGACCUGCUUACAUGCCCACUGAAGGAAAGAUGGUUUCUGAUAUCGCCAACGCCUGGAAAGGUCUCGAGAAUGCCGAGAAGACUUUCGAGGAGUGGCUACUGUCGGAAAUGAUGCGUUUGGAACGUCUGGAGCACUUGGCUCAAAAGUUCAAGCACAAGGCCGACGCUCACGAAGAAUGGACUCGCGGCAAGGAAGAAAUGCUUCAGAGCCAGGACUUCAGACAGUGUCGUCUGAACGAGUUGAAAGCGUUGAAGAAGAAACACGAAGCGUUUGAGUCGGACUUGGCCGCUCACCAAGACCGUGUUGAGCAAAUCGCCGCCAUCGCUCAGGAACUCAACUCUUUGGAAUACCACGACAGCGUGAGUGUCAACGCUCGCUGCCAACGUAUCUGCGACCAGUGGGACCGACUGGGUGCUCUGACGCAGCGUCGUCGUCAAGCCCUCGACGAAGCCGAGAGGAUCCUCGAGAAGAUCGAUAUCUUACACUUGGAGUUUGCCAAACGUGCCGCUCCAUUUAAUAACUGGUUGGACGGAACACGGGAAGAUCUUGUUGACAUUUUCAUUGUACACACCGUUGAGGAAAUCCAAGGACUUAUCGACGCCCACUCUCACUUCAAAGCGACCUUGGGAGAGGCCGAUAAGGAGUACCAAAGCAUCGUCGGGCUCGUGCGGGAAGUGGAAGCUAUCGUUAAACAACAUCAAGUACCUGGAGGGUUGCAGAACCCUUACACUACCCUUACUGCUCAUGACCUUACUAGAAAAUGGGGCGAAGUCAGGCAGUUGGUACCUCAGAGAGACGCCACCUUGCAAGGCGAGCUCAGGAAACAACAGAACAACGAAAUGCUUAGACGCCAAUUCGCCGAAAAAGCUAACGCAGUCGGGCCUUGGAUCGAGCGCCAACUUGACGCCGUCACCGCCAUCGGUAUGGGUCUUCACGGUACUCUUGAAGAUCAGUUGCAUCGUCUGAGGGAAUACGAACAGGGUGUUUAUGCUUACAAGCCACAUAUUGAAGAAUUGGAGAAGAUUAACCAGGCGGUACAAGAAAGCAUGAUCUUUGAGAAUAGGUACACACAAUACACAAUGGAGACCUUGCGCGUGGGUUGGGAGCAACUGUUGACAUCAAUCAAUCGCAACAUCAACGAAGUUGAGAACCAAAUUCUUACUCGCGAUUCUAAGGGCAUUACGCAGCAACAACUUAACGAGUUUAGGUCUUCGUUUAAUCACUUCGACAAGAACAGGACCGGCCGUCUUACACCCGAAGAGUUUAAAUCGUGUCUUGUUUCUCUUGGUUACUCGAUUGGUAAAGACAGGCAAGGAGAUAUUGACUUCCAGAGGAUUUUGGCAGUUGUUGAUCCGAAUAGCAGCGGCUACGUACACUUUGACGCUUUCUUAGAUUUCAUGACAAGGGAGAGUACAGACACUGACACCGCCGAGCAAGUCAUUGACAGUUUCCGCAUCUUAGCUGCUGAUAAGCCAUACAUUCUUCCUGAUGAGCUGAGAAGGGAACUUCCGCCAGAUCAAGCGGAAUAUUGUAUCCAACGUAUGCCGGCAUUCAAGGGUCCUGGGGCCGUCCCCGGAGCCCUGGAUUACAUGUCGUUCUCAACAGCUUUGUACGGAGAAUCAGAUCUUUAAAUUUUCACGCCUCUUUCAUAAGUCACGAGGUGAUAUUAUAGCCAUAGGGUUAUCGAGAAUCAUAUCUCAUUGCCUUACCCCCACCCCCCUAUCAUUGUGACACAAUAUUUAUUUUUCUGAUACAUUAUAGACUCGUAAUACUAAAAUUGUAUCCUUUAGUAUUAUAAGUCUGCGACAAGUAGCAUUGCAGCUUUCUAGCUGAACGACGGACUGGUUUUUCGAAUCAGUUCGAAAAUUGUAAACCGAGCAACUGUUUUUUUUUGAAUUGAUGAAUUCAUUUUUCGAUUUUUGCUUGGUAUGACGUUUUUAUUUUUAACGGAAAGUGGUAUGUUAUCGCCUUUUUCUGAUUAUUUACGUACUUUUUUUGCAAGUGCUCAGAUUAUUUAUUUAUUUACCUUUCUUUAAGCUUCAUUGUACAGAUUUUUUUUGGUAAACGCUCUUUACUGCUUGAUAUACACCCGAGACAAAGGAUUAAAGAGCGUUUAUUGUUUAUUUUUGGUUGGUGUUAAUUUAUGGUUAUUGAAAUGUAAAAAUUUAUUUUUUUUUGCCCAAAGUAUACUAACUUUACGUAUAUCGAAUAAAUUUUAUUUGAUUUAA